Molecule: messenger RNA, 2315 nt
Organism: Belonocnema kinseyi
Lineage: Eukaryota; Metazoa; Arthropoda; Insecta; Hymenoptera; Cynipidae
Product: coiled-coil domain-containing protein 63-like
Exons: 7
Coding region: 288-1931 (547 amino acids)
Source: RefSeq, a predicted model, not a curated record
UGACACUGGUUGGCACCAUGGCUGCGUCCAUUGGCAACCGGAAAUCUUCUUAAAUGGGGGUGCAGUAGUGCCCGGUCGUACAGCUGUCAGGGCUGUGCAAGGUGCCAAAAGUUCUUUUUUCAAAUGUCGUGCCACAGAAUAACUUCCUUGGACUUUGUCUUCAAAGGAUUUUACUUCAGGCCCAGAAUCCUUCAAAAACUACUGAAAACUGCAGUAUUUUCAAAAAAGGUUCUUCAUCAUCCAAAAAGAAUUUAACAGACUGAAAAGAUUGCUGAUAAGAUUUAAAGAUGGCCUACAGACAACAGGCUCAAGUCCAAGAUGAGAUGGAGUUGGAAACGAUGGCGGAGGCUGAACUUGCCAGGUUGAAAAGACAGUACCGGAUAAUGGAAAACGACCGAAUAGCUUAUGCAAAAGAGGCUCGAUUGCAACUUCGCAAUCAGCAGAAAAUAAUUGAUCGUCUCGAAUUUGAAAAGGCUGAACUCGCCAUUGCCAUUAAAGCAUCCAAGUCUGAAACAAAUACAAAAAAAGAUAAAGCUAUGGAGGCCCAACUGAAGUGCCUUCUAGCAAAACGGACCGAAUAUUUAGAAAUGAUUGCAAGCGAGAAACAACAAAUCGCUGAACUUCAGGAACAAAUUGUUAAGGUAUCGAAGGAAGUAGACGCUAUGAAGAAGAAAGUUCGCACGGAUGCUGAAUCGAAGGAAAUAGCGAUGAAGCAGAACAAGUUUGUCGCUAUACUGGAAAACCGACUAGAAGUGGUCACAAAAAGGUUUAAUUUGACGGUGGCACAUAAUGCGAAACUUCGCGAUGAAAUUGACAGUCUCCUGAAGGAGAGGACCCAGUUCAACGCUCAAUGGUCAAAACUCGCAGCUCAACUUAAUACGGGCAAAAGGAUCAUCAAUGAUCUGAUCGAGCAAGCAACCAUUGCUUUCAAUCAGAGGGAUGAAGAACUCAAUAAGUUACAUGCACUUCGUGAAAGGGGUGCAAGGGAUUUGAAAAGUCAUACAUCUGAAAUGUGCGAGCUUCAGAGAACUCUCGACAAUGAGAUAAAGCUUCAGGAGUUUCUAGGGGUCAAAGGUCAGUUUCGAGAGACAACUGAUUUGGAUACUAAAAAGGAAGCAGAAAAACUAGCCAAGAAGCAAGAAAUGGAGAAAAAAGUUGCCUCUUAUACACAGACCCUCAAUGCUGUCAAGGAGUUUACAGGAGAAGAUGAAAUCGACAAAUUAGCUGCUAAUUUUAUAAAGCAAGAAGAGGAGAACUUUGCUCUCUUUAGUUAUGUGAAUGAACUUAACGACGAGAUGGAAGGUCUUCAAACUCGUGUAGAACAACUGAGACUUGGUAUCGACGAGACUAAAGAUCUAAACACUCAGACAGGCCAGACACAGGCUGAGACCUUGAAAAAAUUAAAAAAAGAUCUUGAAGAAGAAACCGCGCUUGCCGAUGAGGCUGAAGAAAGCCUCGCAGAGGCCAAUGAAAAAAUGGAUAAGCUACUUAAAGGAAUCGACUCCCUGUUCCAAGCACUGCAUUGCGACAAUUCAUCCAUUCUUCAAUUACUUGGGGAUAAUUCUCAAGUUACAAAGGACAAUGUCAUGUUACAUCUUGGCCUUAUCGAAAAGCGCAUCACAGAUACUUUCAGCAAGGUGCACUAUGUUGACAAAGCGACAAAAGCGGAUGUGAGAUUAGAUGAAGAAAGAAAGCCCUUAUUGAAAAUCCCUGACCUUCCUACUAUUGCUCCCACACAACCUUGUCCUCUAUGUGCUGAGAAAGAGGAAUUCCAAAACGUGAGUGAGGGUUUAGAAGCUCCAUUGACUCGAACCGAAGCCGUAGAAAAACUGGAAGUGAGACUGGAAAACGAUUGUUCGGAAUUACUGCACAAUGUGUCCGGUUGCAACUUGCCAGCAGCAAGAAAGAUAAUGCAAAAGCGAUAUCAGUAAAAGUACAAAAGUUGGAAGAAAAUUGGCUGCAGGCGCUCUCUAACAAGUUACAUAAGUGGUUGUUGGCUCCACAGGCUCUGCUAGGUAAAAUUAUUAUCUGAGACUGAGACUCGUAAAUAAGACUCUUCAGUUGGUUAACAGAAGAUACCAUAAAGCCUGUUUGUAACUACAAACAUCAAAGUGGGAUUUUAUCGAACUAUUUUCUCAGAAGAUCAGUUGAUUCUCCAAUUUGAGAAAGGAACAAAGAAGAUUAUAAAGUAUCAGUAGAGUAUAAUUUCUACAUAAAGAGGUCAAAAAUAUACAAAUAUAAUUAUAAUUUUUCUAGUUAAUAUAACUUUUCUACUAUAUAUUCUUUAAUUGUAAAAAGUGUUUUUUUAAAAGUAU